GUUGAUGUGGCAAUUAUGGAAGUAGGAAUUGGUGGUGAAUAUGAUUCAACAAAUAUUAUAGAGAAACCUACAGUUUGUGGUGUAUCAUCUUUGGGAAUUGAUCACCAAAGUUAUCUUGGAGAAACAAUUGAUUUAAUCGCAUGGCAUAAAGGUGGUAUAUUCAAGAGAAAUGUUCCAGCCGUAACUAUUGAACAACCCGCGAUAGCUUUGGAAGUUCUGAAAAAAAGGGCUGAAGAUAUUAAUGCUCCAUUUACACAAGUGGAAACACUUGCUAAAGAAUCUUUUGGUGACAUCAAUAUCGGACUUGCUGGUCGACAUCAACUUAUUAAUGUAUCACUCGCAAUUGAACUAUGUCGCAUAUGGCUUGAAAAACACAGAAAUAUUAAAUUUAAUAAUGAAAGAGUUCCACAAGAGUUUAUUCCUGGACUUGCUAAAGUACGAUGGCCUGGUCGCACGCAACAACUUGUUCUUGAAAAAUAUCCAAAAAUUACCUGGUUUUUUGAUGGUGCUCAUACAUUGGAAAGCAUGCAAGCAUGCGCUGAUUGGUUUGCUGAGGCUGCAAUGGCUAAGAUAGACAAAAGUGAAAAAAACAAAUCUGGAUCCUUAACUGAUAUUGAAAGAAUCUUGAUCUUUAACUGCACUACUAGUCGUAAUGGUCCCGAAAUAUUAAAAAAAAUAACAGCGACAAAUCCCUAUAUUCAUUUUGACCACGCUAACUUUUGUACAAACGUCACAUUUACUACGAAUCAAUUUAAACCCGAUUUGCAAAAUAAUACGAUCAAAAUUGAUGAAAAUCUCACUUGGCAAAAAACACUUGCAGAGAUUUGGCCGACCAUCAUAUCUAAAUCAAAAACAAGCGAAACACAUAUUUUUCCAACAAUACAAAAUACCAUUGAUUGGAUACUUGAACAUUGCAAAGAAAGUGAGCGUGAAGUUCAAGUGCUGGUCACAGGAAGUUUACAUUUAGUAGGUGGUGUAAUGGCUGUAUUAGAAAUAGAUGUCAAUUAA
Messenger RNA from Scutellospora calospora, 1008 nucleotides. Lineage: Eukaryota; Fungi; Glomeromycota; Glomeromycetes; Diversisporales; Gigasporaceae. The record is from the annotation of a GenBank genome assembly.